GUUGGUGACACAGAGCCUCUCCUGGCUGACACUGAGGAUUACGCACACACACUCACACAUAUUGUACACACACUGCAAAAUACAGUAUACAUACAAUACUAGCUGUAUCUGAGAGUGUAAACACAGAGCAGCACAGAUUAACAUAAACUACCGCUCUAUAUACACACAUUCAAACACAAGACAAUCACACAUGCUGGAUUUAUUGUAACACAGUCAGACACAAGCUAAUUCUGUAUCUCUUUAACGCUUUCAGUCACACACAUGGUCUUCAGCAGCGUCCAGAGGUCAUGACACCAACUUGCAAGAUACACAAAGCAGCUGAUAGACAUCUAAGUCUUGUGACAUGGAGGACCACACUGGAACGGUUGAGGAGCAUGCUGAAGCAGCUAGAGGAGAAAGAUGUCGACUUUGAAGAAAUCAAAAAGAAUCUGGAUUACACUGCGUCGUUACUGGAGGCAGUUUACCUCGAUGGAACAAGGCAGUGUCUGGAGUCCGAGGACGACCUUCAGCAGCUGCAGUCAGACGGCGUGCCUUCAGAGGUCACUGAUUGGCUGGCGUCCACCUUUACCCAGAGGGUUCGAAAGCCUGUACGACGCUCAGAUGAGAAGCCCAAGUUUCGCAGCAUUGUGCAUGCAGUGCAGGCUGGGAUAUUUGUGGAGAGGAUGUUCAAGAGGGCCUACACGGCAGCCAUGCCAGACCAACCUGCGGUGGUCGUAAACUGCCUCAGGGAUGUUGACCGCUGGAGCUUUGACGUGUUUGCUCUGAACUCGGCCAGCUCCGAUCAUGCGUUACAAACUCUGUUUUUUGAGCUGAUCACCAGAUAUGGGCUCAACAGCCGUUUUAAGAUCCCCAUCUCAUGCCUGACAGAGUUCAUGUCUGCACUGGAGAGAGGAUACUGCAAAUACAACAACCCCUACCACAGCCACGUUCAUGCUGCUGAUGUGACUCAGACACUGCACUGCCUGCUGUUGCGCUCUGGACUCGUGCACUGGCUGACAGAGCUUGAGGUGAUGGCGUCACUAUUUGCUGCAGCCAUCCAUGACUAUGAGCACACGGGAACCACAAACAACUUUCACAUCCACACAAAGUCAGAGUUUGCUUUGAUCUACAAUGAUCGGUCGGUACAGGAAAGCCAUCACCUCAGUGCAGCAUUUCGUCUGCUGCAGCACGACCAAAUGAACAUCUUCAUUAAUUUGACAAGAGAAGAAUGGAUGGAGCUGCGAUCACUUGUUAUAGAGAUGGUUUUGUCCACGGACAUGUCCUCCCACCUACUCCAAGUCAAAGCGAUGAAGGCCUGUCUACAACAACAAGAACGGAUUGACAAGCCCAAAGCACUGUCUCUAUUACUCCACACUGCUGACAUAAGCCAUCCAUCCAAGCCCUGGGCUCUACACUCUCGCUGGACCAAAGCCCUGAUGGAGGAGUUUUUCAGGCAGGGUGAUAGAGAGGCAGAGCUCGGCCUUCCCUCCUCUCCUCUGUGUGAUCGAAAAAGCACCCUGGUAGCCGAGUCCCAGAUUGGUUUCAUAGACUUCAUUGUGUAUCCUACAUUCUCUCUGCUGACGGACAUGGCUGAAAAGAUUGUUAUUCCUUUGGUGGAGGAGAACCCAGGUCCGCCAGACCCCUGCAACAGACACAGUAAUCUGUGGAGGGAAAGCUCCAGAGGUUUGCAGUGGAGUCUCGCCCAUAUCACAGCUGAGCUGGUGAGCUUUCGCUCCACUUGGACACGACACACCGAAGACAACAAGCUCAAAUGGAAGGAAAGUGGCUCUAAUGGAUUUUCAGACCCCAGCGUGACAAGAGAGCAGAGAUCCAGACAAAAGGAGCUGUCAGAAGAAUCCCUGCAAGACCCCACUACAGAUACAAAACAGUAGACAGGACUUCAUUUAUGAUAUGUGCUUUUUUCAUAGACUAUCUACAAAGGUUACCUGAAGUUAAUGUUGAGUCACUGUUUGUAACAAAACCACAAUGCCUUCUUAUACCAUGAUUGAGAGAGCCAGAGGAGGAGGGGUGGAAAAAGAGGGAGGGGUGGUUUGAGAUUAUUAUCAUCUUCCCAAGGUAAGAUGCAGUAUAUUCACAGAAAUGUCUUCAUGUCUUAUUUCAAAUGUAGUGUACUAUGGUAAUUUAAAUGCAAAGUGUACAUGCUGGUCAUGUCAUACAGUAUAGUGCAUGUUAAUUUAAUUUGCCACCUAAACACUUGUAAGGAACAUUUUAUCUUUAAUAGUUUGAACUGUACACAAACCAUUUAACCAUGCAAUAAAUGUUGAAAAUAUG
Messenger RNA from Dicentrarchus labrax (European seabass), 2271 nucleotides. Its product is annotated as dual specificity calcium/calmodulin-dependent 3',5'-cyclic nucleotide phosphodiesterase 1B-like. Gene Ontology annotation, biological process: signal transduction. The transcript is spliced from 14 exons. The record is from RefSeq and is a predicted model, not a curated record. Lineage: Eukaryota; Metazoa; Chordata; Actinopteri; Moronidae. The coding region runs from base 288 to 1871 and encodes 527 amino acids. Gene Ontology annotation, molecular function: 3',5'-cyclic-nucleotide phosphodiesterase activity.